Penicillium samsonianum is the source of this 711-nucleotide messenger RNA. RefSeq names its product O-methyltransferase. The record is from RefSeq and is a predicted model, not a curated record. The transcript has 4 exons. Bases 1 to 711 code for a protein of 236 amino acids. Gene Ontology annotation, molecular function: O-methyltransferase activity; S-adenosylmethionine-dependent methyltransferase activity. Lineage: Eukaryota; Fungi; Ascomycota; Eurotiomycetes; Eurotiales; Aspergillaceae.
AUGCGCGAAUCAUGCAUGCUGUCGCUGACGCCCAAAGAGGUGGAUCAGGUCGGCGAAUACUGCGUUGCAAACACAUCGCAACUGCCACAAUCGUUGCUCGGUCAUUCGGUCACCACGGCCAAGAGCACAGAGCGCAAUGGGGAGAUGGCAGGCUCGUUGGCACAGUGCGCGUAUCUGAUGAGCACUGCCCGCACCCAGCGGCCAAAGCGAAUCCUUGAACUGGGCACUUUCACGGGCAUCAGCGCCCUGGCCUUUUACGAAGCGACCCGCGAUUUCGAUACCGAGAUUUUGUCGCUCGAUGUCGACAAAGAUUUUAUCACCAUAGCGCAGGCCGGAUUUGAGCGGUAUCAAGCUACGGAUCGCAUCCGUAUCAUCGAGGGAGACUGUGUUCAGACUCUUUCUCAAUUGGAAGGUGAUUUUGAUUUAAUCUACGUUGAUGCCGACCAGUUCCAAUAUGAAGCAUAUGUGCGGCUGAUUCUGGACCGGAAAUUGCUGAGUCCGCGAGGAGUUAUCCUGGUUGAUGAUGUCCUUUUGCGUGGCGUAACUGUCGAUCCGGUGAUGUCUCCCACAUUGUCUGACGAGGAUCGCGAAUGGUGCAAAGAGGGCGCUGUGCAUAUGAACAAGUUUAACCACUUUGCAGCGACAGACUCUCGCAUUAUAGGCACAUUGCUGCCAUUCUUUAACGGGAUCAUGCAUAUCGUCUGGCGGUAA